This is a messenger RNA of Pseudo-nitzschia multistriata, 815 nucleotides long. The record is from the annotation of a GenBank genome assembly. NCBI's taxonomy places the organism in Eukaryota, Bacillariophyta, Bacillariophyceae, Bacillariales, Bacillariaceae.
CUCACACACCUCUCUUUUGGGGGACACAAGGUUUCGGACCUUCUUGCCCGCUGAUCGAUCGAGAUUGAUUUUGGGUGAUCGCAACGUCCCUUUCAAUAAGCAGAAGCGACCUGCACAUUAUUUCUAUCCUACUAUACUCAAAGUAGAUACCAAGCCAACGAUCAGCCACCCGAAUCCAUCCACCUACCAGCAAGAAUUAAGCCAUCAUGAAGCACGCGACACCAUUCUUACUGGCAGCCAUCGCUGCCGUUGCCUGUCUGUCGCUCGGGACGGAAGCCUUUGCCCCUACCUCGGUCGUUUCGGCCUUCCGGGCACGAGUGUCCUCCACGGUAGUGGUCCGGGAAAGCAACGGAAGCGAUAGCGAAGAGGAAUCGCCACCGGAGCCCGCCGAAAAAAUGUCCCUGGAAGAAAAGAUGAAGAGCUGGGAGGCCACGGACGAAGAACUCCGGGCGGCGUCCCUGGGCGGUGUCAUCCCCCAGCCCAGGGAGCGGACCGAGGCCUUUGACGUUGGCCUCUACAUUGCCUUUCCCAUCAUGGUGAUCACCGGACUGGCCUUUGCCGUCUUUCCCUUCAUCAUGGGAAACAUCGACGUCAGCGAUAUCGAGGUUCCCAGGCAGUAGUGCCUUGAGUGCUAUGAACCCGCAACACACACCGACAGACGGGCAUCGAACAACAACAAUCUUGUAAACUAUUGCAAUUGCCAAGCUAGUACUCGCUGUGUUCAAUACAACAAUCGACAAUUCAAGAAAAAGAGCGCUUGCGUUUUUUUUUCGCCCUUUUUGAGAUAGUAGCACGACAUAUCCCAGAAACUAUCU